UUCUACAUCCGUUGUUAUCUUGUAUUGUACUAUGUUAAAAUUAUGGUUUACGUGCUUAAGGUGGUAAAAAUAAAAAAAUAGUGAAAGAGUAUAGAACAAUUGUUUGAUAAAAUACCACGAGAGACUUUAUAGCUGCUAUGCAGCAGAGUGAGUUUGUUGACAAAGAAAAGUCGCUUUGCUUUCAUCAUGCCAGGCGCAAAUUAUGAACAGCUGCCUCUAAAUGCUGAUACAGAAGAAGGUGUAUUUACAAGUAAACCAAAGAGAAAAUGGUCUGAUAUUUGCGUACAAAAGAGUCUGCUGUCCCUUGGCUUGAUUCUGUUGUACUUUUCCCUGUCCAUCGGCCUAACGUUUUAUCAAAGCUGGCUGCUUUCAGAGUUCAAGUUUCCACUAACUGUGGUGAUGUAUCACCUGGUGAUAAAAUGGGUCCUUUCGGUGCUGGUGCGGCUGGUGCUACACAUUAUCACUGGGACUCCUCAGCUGAUGCUGCCGUUCAUCACCUGCCUCCGAUCAGUGGCGCCCACGGGGCUCGCCAGCGGCAUCGACGUCGGAUUCUCAAAUUGGGCGCUCGGGCUGGUCACCAUUUCCCUCUACACCAUGACUAAAUCUACAACAAUAAUCUUCAUAUUGGGAUUUGCCAUACUCUUGGGAUUGGAGAAGAAGUCGUGGUCGCUUGUGGGUAUAGUGUUCAUGAUCGCCGCCGGUCUAAUCAUGUUCACAUACAAAGCGACUCACUUCAACCUGGCCGGCUUCAAUUUCCUACUGCUGGCGUCCUUCGCCGCCGGCCUCCGGUGGACCUUCGCGCAGCUGCUCAUGCAGAAGUCCAAAUUGGGCCUCCACAAUCCGGUCGACAUGGUGUUCCACGUGCAGCCGUGGAUGUUCAUAUCGUUGUUGCCCUUCAUGAUCAUAUUCGAAGGUUUCGAGUGUUUCUACGAGCUGCAGAAGCAAUCGGGGAAGGAGUUGGUGCCAACGAUCCUGAAGGUCUCCGUCGGCGCCACCAUCGCCUUCGCGAUGGAGAUCAGCGAGUUCCUGGUCGUUACCUACACUUCUAGUCUUACGUUAUCCAUUGCUGGUAUAUUUAAGGAAAUGUGUAUCCUAGUCUUGGCCGUGAAAGUGAGUGGUGACCAACUGAGCCUGAUCAACGUAGCCGGCCUCGUUCUAUGCCUUCUAGGCAUCAUCGGCCAUAUAGUACACAAAGUGCUGUUCAUAAAGACAGUAGUUGGCAAAGUCAGUGUGGUGGACUCUGAAGAUUUUGACCAGAUCAACCGAACGAGGGCGUCCAAGACCGAAGGGGAUCACCACGAGCCUCUACUAGAGGAGAAAUGGCAAGUCAGCGACGAAAGCGAUGUAGAUACGAGCACAAUAUUACAUGAGAUCUUGCAGCGACGGGACGGUAGGUAGGGUGUUAAUUAGAUCACACCUGGCCACAAGUAUGAGUUAACUGCGUUUUGAAUUAAAAAAAUUGCAUUUUUUAAAUUCAGAACCACACCAGUGCUUUAUUCGCUCCAACUUAUACUUGUAGCCUUUAUGCGCGGCGAGCUUGGAAUGGAAAUUUAAAAAGCGAAGUUAUUAUUUUUUUUUUAUUUACUUAAAUUGGGACAUUAGUCAAACAGCCUAAAAUCUUACAGGUGAGAAAUAUAACAUUACGAAGAAAGUAAUGUAUUUUUACAAUUUUUGUAUAGUUCUUAUAUUAAUAUUUACAGUUAUACUACUAAUGUAGGUAAUGUAUUAAAAUGAAACUUUAUUAAAUAGAUAAUUAACAGAAACAUCACAGGAAAGGAAAAAAAAUGUGAUCUUAAAUACCACGUUUAGUAAAAGAUUUAUUUAAAUUUAAUGCAUUUGAAUUUAUAUGUUGUAUACCGUGAUGGGUCAAUCAAAAUGUGAUAGGUCUGAUAUAGUGACAUAAUAUGAAAUUAUAUGACGAUUGCGAUUAUAAGGUAAGAUUUUAUAAAUUUUUGCGGUCUUUACAAAAAUAUCAGAUAUGGAUAAAAAUUUAUCUGUGGAUCUUUAUUGUAUUUCUGGUAUAUGACACCAUAUAUACUGUAUUAGUUUAGGUAAGGCCAUGAAAUGUGAUUGUAAAUAUUUAGUAUAUUUACGUCUGUACAUAGACGAGUUUACAGAAGAGGAAGGCAGAUGAUUUUUGUAUAUUUUUUUCUACUAGAUUUUUCUAGAAGUUUUAUACAUUUUUUUUUUAAUUUUACUAUCUCUCGUCCUGUGUAAAUUGUUUUUAAACUACCUUAUUUUAUUGAAUCCUGUGUUAAACAAGCCCGGGCGCACACUGAGCCGGAUGCCUGUAUAAUGUAAUCUGUGGUCAAGUACUUAUAAUGUAAGACCGUGUACUCUGCUUAGUUUGGAAUUAUUACUAUAACUAAAGUGUAUCUGUCCAGAGCUUUUUUUUUUUUAAUAUGAUUGCAACUACUUCUUUGACUAAAAUGAACCUGAAAAAAAAUUAUUUUAAAUCGAUCGUUACUGGAAACAAGGUAAUUCUGACCUUAUGCAACACAGCGUGCGCGCGGGUUAACAGAAGCUCGCCCGCGUACUUUAAAUAUAUUAAGAACGAAAAGGAUUUGAUAUUUAAUGUAUAAAUAACCACAUUUUUAACUAAAAAACUAAUCUAACUCAAAAGUUUGUAAAUCUAAAAUUAGUAUCUUAGUAUCUAAAAAAUAGCAGGUUUUACAACUUGGUUAAGAAUAAAGUUACGAUGUCCUCUGUUGCGCAGGCGCAGCGGGUACGUUCCUCAACGUUAAUGAGGGUCCGGGUUCGUUCUCUGUUGGGCCAAAUUAGAAAGUGAUUUUUCCGAAUUGGCCCGGGUUUCUUCUGGGUCCUGCUCACAGAUAUGCGUCUAGUUUCUCAUAUCACAGGGUAUCCUAGCGUGUGGUCGUUUGGCACCUAUUGUUUUUUUUUUUUUAUUAAAAAACACUCCUUUCUACAUCUGAAACAAAAUCUAAUAUUAUAUGUGUAAAAUUUUGAGUUAGAUCAGAUUUUUAUAUCAUAUAUUGACAAUUGUAUAAAGUGACAUUUGUACGUUGCGACGCCAUAUUGUAUAAUUCCGUCACGAUUUACAUUGCGUGCACGCGUGUGUAUUAAUACAUUCACGUGUGUAUGUGUGUUAAGUUAAUCGACAAAUAUACGGUGCAAUAUUAUACCAUGGUCAUCAUAUCAAACGUUACAUGUCCACUACUAAACAUAGGUCUCCUUCUAAUGGGGAAUUUUGCCAGUAGUUGCCACGUUUAGCAAGUGGUUUGAAUACUGCAGUUAGGCUUUAGUGAUGUUUUAAGAGGGACACUACUGUCCAUUUCUCGACUUCGACCGUUAAGUUUCCUUAGUCGCCUCUUACGACUUCCACGGAAAAAGAUGGGAUGGCCUAUUCUAUGCCGGAAUUACACAGCGAAAUAUUAUAUAAUCUGUUCUUGAUUAAAAAAAUGGCGACUUUUAAAAAAAAAAUUAUAAAUAUAUUAAUAGCAAUAUUAUCGAUUAACACAAAGUCAAAAUUCUAUGCUUGAUUACAUUCAUGAAUUCUAAUUGUACGUGACGAACAUGGCACGGCACUAUUCUAUCCUUUCGAUAUAAUAGUAAAAAAGCAAAAUGUAUGCAAUAGUGUGGGGACACUAUUAUUCUUUUUUGUUUUAAGUUUUUAAUCGAUCGAUUAACUUACGAAAGUUACGUAUUGUACUUACGUAAGCCUUACAAAUGUAAGGAAUAUAUUUUAUUUCUCUUUAUAUGUUUGAAUACACUUGUACUACAUUCACAGAUUUAUUUUAAGUAUAUUCUGUGAGUUGAUGUUGUUGGUAACUUGACUAAUUGUUUUUUUUUUAUAUAUAUUUAUAUUUUUAUAUUCUAUUAGGGGUUUACUUUGUACGCGCGGAUUUCAAAAGUAGGAGAAUCAACAAAGACUAUAUCUGAUACCAAAUUUUAAAAGUACCAAAUUUUAAGUUAGACGUUAAUGAAAAAUCUAUGAAAACUUUAUCCAAUUUGGUGCAGUAGUUUUUGCGUGAUGCUUCAACAAACAUACAGACAGACGUUUGUCUUAAUAAGACCUCUCUUAUCGAUUUUUUUAAAUGUCACCCAUAUACAGAUAUUGUCUGAUUACAAUCUAAUAUAUAAAAUUCUCGUGUCGCGGUGUUUGUUACCAAACUCCUCCGAAACGGCUUUACCGAUUUUCAUGAAAUUUUGUGUGCAUAUUUGGUAGGUCUGAGAAUCGGCCAACAUCUAUUUUUUAUACCCCUCAAUGAUAAGGGUAAAUAAAAUUUUUACCCCUAAAAAUUUUUUUUAUAUUUUUUUGACAAAAUUUUUAAUUGUGUUUUAAAUAUGAUUUAGCAUCAGAAAAUACAUACAACUUUAAAUUUUCACCGUUUUACGAUCAACCCCUGUAUUUUAAUCGCGAUUUUUAUAUUUCGCAAUAAGUGGUAAAACAUCGUUUACGGGGUCAGCUAGUUUUAUUAUAUUAAUGAGAUUGACAUGUUGUUUUUGACAUAUUUUUCCCUAUACGUUCUCAAAAUAUACGAAGCUUUACGUUACUUGUAUAGUUGUUCUGACCAAUUUUGCUGUAUUAAGGCAUUUAACAAAGGUAUAAUAUACGUUUUUAUAGCGUUAUUAAUCCCAUUUAGGGUUAAGAAAAAGAUACAUAAAAAACAUAAAAACUGUUGAGAUCAGGACGGAGAAAAUGUUAGGACAUUUGAUACGACACCACGAACUUAUGAAUAACAUAAUAGAAGGUAAAAUAGAAGGAAGAAGGGGAAGAGGGAGACCGAGACAUAGUUACAUCAGGCAGAUCAAGGAAGGAGUUGGUGUCGUGUCGUAUUAAGACGUGAAGGGACUUCUUGAAAAUCGUAGUGAGUGGCAAGAGUUCCACCGACAAGAAUUCCUAAAUAGGAAUGAACUAAAUUUUUUAACUGUGCAAGCUGCUAGACUUUGAAAUAUAUAUAUAUAUAUAUAUAUAUAUAUUGUUUAAAAUAUUAUUUUUACACUUUAUAUGUUGUGCUUUAUAUACAAACCCUAUAGACACAUUCUCCUUAUGGGCUCUCAAGGUUGACUGGAAGAAAUCCCUUUACGGGAUAAGUCUGCCUUUGUACAUUUUGGUAUAACCUAAUAUCUAUAUUAUAAGCGAAUGUACAAAAGUAUAUAAAUAAAUAAUAAAACGAAUUCUUUUCCCUUGAUUUAUAUUGCACUGUAUAUUUCUCGAUACAUUAUUCACUGAACGUAUCUUAUGUAACGAUGAAUGUAAAUGAUCAAUGCAAACAAUUAUAUUUGAAUUAUAUUUGAUAAGCAUUUAUAAAGUGAAUAUAGUAUAGUAUACUUAAUAAUGAUAAUAUAUUUUUGCAUUUGAUGUAAGUAUUGUAAGAGGUACGUAAACCGCUUUCCAUGUGACAGCUAUGUGGCGGUACCAAUUGUUACGAGACCCGAAGAUUUUUAGCUAAAUAUGUUUUUCUUUUUGUUGUUGUUUAUGUAAUAAAUGCUAUUGUGAAAGCAUCGUGUUCGAGAGAAUGCUUUCUGUGUACGACAUAAUGAAUCCUAUUAUGAAUUAGUUAAUGUUAACAUUCCAUAUUUAAUAAUAUUAAUUAAUUUUUAAUAUUAAUUGUGUAUUGUUUAUUUGUUAAAUUUGACCUAUUUGAAUGUACACGACCAUAAGCAUAAAAAUGUAAAAAAAUAUUUAAGUUAUUUAACUUGUAAACUAAUUAAUUAAUUAAUUUCUUUUUUAUUAUUUGAUGAAGAAUUGCAAUUAAAUAUUUAAUUUAAUUUUAAUAGAAUGUUCGAAAGAAAUUUCAAUAUUUCAAGAAAAUGUCAGAAAGAGCUUCUAGUACUUCUGUUAAAUAUUUUUAGUUCCAGCAAUCAGUGUGUAAAAAGAUUAUAGAGAAGAAAAUUAAAGCAUCCGCUUCACCUUGAUAAAAAAAAAAAAAAAAAAAAAACGUUUAUGUGAAAUCUAUGCAAUCUGUUAAUGGAAUUUUAUAAUUUUUACUAUAAAUUUGCUUGAUCUUUGAUACACUUUGAUAUCAAUAUUUUAGGCAGAAGCAUAGUUGCAAACACGAUUACGUAAUAUUUUAUUGUGUUCAUAUUUCCAGCUGGUUGCAUAGAUUCUUUUUUUUUCGUUUUCGUUAAUAUAAGGGCAGUGGCGACACUUAAAAUAUAACACAGUUAUUAAAAAAUAUAACUAUGGGAUUAAAAAUUCUCCAUCUGUUUUGUCACGUCACUGUAGACUUAAAAAUCAACUUUAGUAUUGGAAAUAAGACUGAAAUCUAAAAAUUAAUAUGUCAAUCGUAGAUAAUAUUGACAUAAUGUUAUAUUAAUAAUUGACUCGUCUGUUUUUUUUUAUGCCUGUGGUCAUUAUGCAAAUAUCCACAAUCCAUCUUUCUUCCAGUACCUAUACAUUCCUUUAAAAUUGAAUUUCGAAUUCCAAUAUUUUUAUUUUACAUUUUUUUUUUUAAAUUAUUAAUAGGAAGGCUAAGAUUGAAAUUGACAGCCUAUUUUUCAAUGAUUGUAUUUUUUCCCCUUAAAAUAUCUUAAGAAUUUUAUUUUUAAAUUACGUGUAAAAAAAAAAGUUGUAUAUUACGCAUUGGCUAAUUGUACGUUAAAUAUUUUUGUUGUAUUAUUGUUUGUUUUUUCUUGAUAUAAAGUUACUAUGUAUAUAUGUUUAAUUAUACACUUGAUAGCAAGUA
This is a messenger RNA of Galleria mellonella (greater wax moth), 6650 nucleotides long. Its product is annotated as solute carrier family 35 member C2. Gene Ontology annotation, cellular component: cis-Golgi network; Golgi apparatus; endoplasmic reticulum-Golgi intermediate compartment. Gene Ontology annotation, biological process: UDP-glucose transmembrane transport. The record is from RefSeq and is a predicted model, not a curated record. Gene Ontology annotation, molecular function: antiporter activity. Bases 187 to 1398 code for a protein of 403 amino acids. The transcript has 5 exons. Lineage: Eukaryota; Metazoa; Arthropoda; Insecta; Lepidoptera; Pyralidae.